AUGAUCACCAAUGAAAGUGUCAACAAUUGGCUCAACUCUGGCACCAAUCACAUGAACCACACGUACGAUGGCAUCAGGAAUGUCGAGGAAUUCGUGGAGAGACGGAAGAUCAAUGGGAUCACUUGGUAUCACUGCAAAUGGCAUCAGUGCUCCUAUGCCUCCAACAAAUCCAAUCAUUUGGUGCGGCACAUACGUAAGCACACAGGGGAGCGACCAUUUUCGUGCAAUUGGCCUAAUUGUGACAAAAAGUUUACCGAUUCGUGGAAACAAAAGGACCACAUAUUGACACAUAAACGCAAACUCAUGUCUAUUCCGCAAAACCAUACGCCGACUGACAGCAAAAGUGAUGAUCAUUUGAAACAAUUUGUGGAAAUGUUGAACACAAAUACCAAACUUUGUGAACCCAUUGACAACGAAUGCGAUUCCAAAGCCAAACAACAGUUAGAAGACAGGGAUGAAAGGGAUGACGAUAUGAACACUGAUUUAAAUAUGUUUAUACCAGAAGUUAUAGUCAGUGAAGUGGACUUAAGUGUAGAUAAUGUGACAAAUAGUGACACAAAUGUAUCACCGGAUGAAUUGGUCGAUAAUGUGGCCCAGUUUUUCGAGAAAAGUCUUAUGAGUGGCAGGGAGUGGUUCCGGUGUAAAGCUGCAGACUGUAAUUAUGGAACUCCUAAAAGCCAUUAUCUCAUACGACAUAUACGUUCAGCUCAUGGCCAGGGAGUGAAUGAGCGGCUGUUUGGCUGCGAGUGGCCCGACUGUUACAAGAGGUUUACGGACGCAUACAAACUGAAAGAGCAUCAGUUGACUCAUUACAGGAAAUUUAUUACAACUGUUGGAAACAAUAAUAAGAAUUCAAUGGAUUUAGUCUUUGAUCUCAACAACAAAAGUGACACUCAAAUGGAUAAUAAUGUAGUGAUUAGUGAAGUGAAUAAUACGGUGCAAACAAACGGAUUGACUACCAGUGCCAACGGUUUGAAUAGAUUGGCGAACCGAAUGACAUUCAAUGUGAGCGACCAACAGACCACUCAACUGUUGAGCCCCAAGAAGGUUGUCAUGUCUAUCAAGAAUGUGGAACAGUAUGUGGAGCGCCGCAAAGUGGACGGUUUGACCCGUUAUUUUUGUCAGUGGCCUAACUGUGUCUACUCGAGUAACAAAAGCAAUCAUUUGGUGCGACACAUCUGCAGCCACACCAAUGAGCGCAACCAUUGCUGUGAUUUCAUCGGUUGUGGUAAAAAGUUUACUGAUAUUUGGAAACUCAGAGACCAUAAGAUGUGUCAUAAUCUCAAUGUGUCGGUCAGUAGUAGCAGUCCUGCGCCCCAAAAAUCUUCACCGCAAGUCACCGCAAAGGCAUCCAAUCAAUCGUUUUAUACGCCCAAUGCUAACAGACUUUUGAUACAAAGUUUGUGUUCCCCUCCCCUCCCACUACUGCCUACUCUUCCCCUUCCGUUAAAUUAUAACAAAAUGAGUGUGAAAUCAAAAAGUCCAGUCGAUGUGGUGAUGUCCAUCAAGAAUGUGGAGCAAUAUGUUGAGCGCCGCAAAGUGAACGGAAUUACAUUUUAUUUCUGCAAAUGGCAGGACUGUAAUUACGGAUCAAAUAAAAGUAAUCAUUUGGUACGACAUGUGCGCUCACAUACCGGCGAACGUCCGUAUGAAUGCGACGAAUGCGAGAAAAAGUUUACGGACUCCUGGAAACUAAAGGAUCACAAAUCGAUUCACGCGAAAAAGCAUUUGGAAAAAUCUAUAACUGAACAGAAUUUGGCGUUUUUUAACUUAUUUAACAGCAAUCAAAACGAUUUACAGAUUAGUUUAACAGAUAAUUCAUUUCAACUGCCAAUUGAUUUGAAUAUAAAACAAGAAAUUAAGUCAAAUGAGAGAUCAAUGAAAUGUGAAGACAACGCCAAUGAGAAGACAAUGGAUGACAACCUAUUGUCGCAAUCAUUGGACGAUAUGGACGACAAUGAGUUCAAUGAAAUGGAAGAAAUAGAUCUCUUCGUUCCGCAGGUUAUUAUCGAUGAAUCGGACGAUACUUUCGUGAAUUUAAAUAACGAUUUACAAGAGGACGAGACAAAAGUGAUUGAUUCGACCGAUGACUCCAAUUAUGGCAUUUUGUCGAUUAAGAAUGUCGAGCAGUAUAUCGAUAAAGUGGUCAAAAAUGAUGGCAAUUGGUAUGAAUGCAAGUGGAAUGGCUGUGCGUUCACCACCCAAAAGAGUAGUUACGCUGUAAUCCAUGUCUACAAACAUUUGGGACAAAAGCCAUACAAAUGCAAAUGGAGUGACUGUGACGCGAAAUUCAAUAAAAAGCAAAACCUAACCAUUCAUAUGAUGUCUCAUACGGGGGAACAGGUGUUCAAAUGCCAAUAUCCGCACUGCUAUUACACAGCCAUUAGUCCGGAAGCACUUGGAGGGCACACACAGAAACAUAACGGGGAGAAGCUGUUCCACUGCGGAUGGAAUGACUGCAGCGCACAAUUCGCCACUAGUAUUGAACUGUUAAGACAUUCAAAGACACACACAGGUGUCCGACUUUAUAGAUGCCAUUUCCCUAACUGUACGUAUGUCUCCAAAUAUAAUAAUAAGUUAACGAUUCACGUGAGACGACACACCAAUACGCGGCCCUUCAAGUGUGAGGUCGAGAAUUGUGGUAAAAGUUUUAUAGUUAAGGAUAAGUUGAGACGACACGAGGCCUCAGUCCAUAAGACUCUUCUACAGCAUACAAGAGUACCAAAAAUAGAUGUCAAUUAAUAUUACACUUAAAUAGUUAUCGUUAUAGUGAAAGGCCAGGGAUGGGAGACUUUAUUGGACACAAUUUUAGACAAUUUGCAACCAUUGAAAUAAUUGUUUUGUCACUCAAUGAGCACCAAUUGCUUGCUAAUUGGUCUCAUUGUUGAUACAGCAUUUGUUAGAUUAAAAUGAAAGUUCAAAUCAUAGUAACAAACUUUAAUAUAUUUAUUAUUAAAACAUAAACUUUUUGAAUGAAUUUGUUUGAGUAAUGAAUGCUAUUACCGUGAAAUUUAAAGUAAUUAAAAACAGCGAUAAAGUCUCUCUCUCUCUCUCUCUCUCUCUCUUU
Molecule: messenger RNA, 3067 nt
Organism: Oppiella nova
Lineage: Eukaryota; Metazoa; Arthropoda; Arachnida; Sarcoptiformes; Oppiidae
Source: the annotation of a GenBank genome assembly